CGCUGCCCGGCUGGUUCCACAAGUUUUUGACAGUUUCUUAGCGGCGGAGGGACGGGACGAGGCGAGCCGAGCCUGCCGCGGCGGCGCGGGGCUGGGGCCGAGGCGCUCUGCGGAGGACGAAGCUUUUCCCACCGGCCGCCUCUCCGCCGGCACCAUGUCUCGGGACCCCGAGGAGGUGAACAAGCUGACGGAGAGCACUUACAAAAAUGUUAUGGAACAGUUCAAUCCAGGACUGAGGAAUUUAAUAAAUCUGGGGAAGAAUUAUGAAAAAGCUGUUAAUGCUAUGGUGGUGGCUGGAAGAGCAUAUUAUGAUAGCCUCGCAAAGAUUGGGGAUAUAUCGGCUGAUUCUCCAGUUUCUAAAGAAUUAGGCCAAGUUCUUGUAGAAAUUUCAAGAACACACAAGAAACUUAAUGACAGUCUAGAGGAGAGUUUCAAAAAAUUUCACAAGGAAAUUAUAUCUGAACUGGAGAAGAAAACAGACCUGGAUGUAAAAUAUAUGAACGCAACUUUAAAGAGAUACCAAACUGAACACAGAAGCAAAUUAGAUUCUCUAGAGAAGUCUCAGGCUGAGCUGAAAAAAAUCAGAAGGAAAAGCCAAGGAGCACGAAAUGUAAUGAAAUAUGAGCAUAAAGAAAUGGAGUAUUUGGAAACCGUGAGCUCUCGACAGAGUGAUAUUCAGAGAUUUAUUGCAGAAGGCUGCAGAGAAGCUCUCCUUGAAGAAAAAAGAAGAUUCUGUUUUCUGGUUGACAAGCACUGCAGCUUUACCCAGCAUAUGCACUUCUAUCAUGUUCAGUGUGCGGACUUCCUAAAAUCCAAGUUGCCUGGGUGGCAGGAAACCUGUAGCGAUGCCACCAAAGUGCCUGAAAAAGUCAAAAUGAUGAUAGACGAAAUAAGGACACCUGGUUCCACACCAAUAUCAGGAACUCCACAACCUUCACCAAUGAUAGAGAGAAAUACCACGAUUGGAAAUGAUUUUUAUCCUCAUAAUGAAAAUGCAUCCAAGGUGCCCCCUGCUCCUACAGGCAGGGCCUACACUAGUCCACUAGUGGAUAUGUUUAACAAUCCUGCAACAGUUCCAAAGACAUCUUCUGAAAAACUAAGUAGUUCAGGAGAGAAUUCAGACGAUGCCAGUUUAUUGCGUUCAACUUCUGUUGCCACAGGACUAAAUAUAAUGAAAAGGCAAAAAGUAAAGACAAUCUUCCCACAUACUGCUGGAAGUAACAAGACGUUGCUUAGCUUUGCACAGGGGGAUAUCAUCACGCUUCUUGUAGCUGAAGAAAAGGACGGCUGGCUUUACGGGGAACAUGACACAACUAAAGUAAAAGGAUGGUUUCCGUCAUCGUAUACUAGGCCACUAGAAGAACCAGUGGAAGAAAAAGCAUUUGUCCCAGUGCCAAGCUCUGCACCGAUCAGAAGUAUUAGUUCUGUAAAUCUUGUGGAAAAAGGUGAUGUUGUCCUCCCACCGCCAGACUAUCUGGGGUCUUUGCAAACAGAUAAAAAAAUUGAGUCUUCCAAAGGUACUACUAUUAAAACACCAACCGACAGACCAGAAAACGCAGGUCUGAAACCAGAUAUGAAUGGCAUUAUAAAACCACCUUUUCUAAGUGGAGAAAACCCUUUUGCAACUGUGAAACUCAGACCAACAGUAACAAAUGACAGAUCGGCACCAAUUAUUCGAUGAAUACGUGGUCCAUAAACAUGUACUUCUUCCUUACAGACACCAUUUUCAGUUAUGACAAUUACUCUCUAAACUUGUUCUAAAAAGUUAUUUAAAUGUAAUUACUGUACAAUAGAAGCAUACUGGAAUGGAUCUGAUUUUUUUUUUAAACCUACACUUUCUAAUGAGGUAAUUGCUUUGGGCUAAUGUUUGAGCACUUUGGCUUGAUUUUACAGUAUGCCUUUUUUGUAGUAGGAAUUGUGGAAAUGUGGAGAUAGUUCAGAUAUGCUAGGAAACCAGUGUAACUAAUAGAUCACAAAUAUGAAUCUCUGGCAUCUGUUAUUUGGAAACUGCAAUGGUAAGUUCUCGACUAUAAGCCUGCAUAUGCCACAUACUACAUAAGAAAAAGAUUUUUUUUCCAGAAAGAACAAUAUAACAACUGCCUUAUUCAAGAAUAGAGAGUUGCCUGUAAAAAGUGAUUAUACAUUAUUUUAAGACACACACUCUAGGUUAUAAAUAAAUAUUUAUCCUUUAAAAGUAGAAUUUGUAAUGCUUUGCUUAAUGUUCAGAUAAAAGUUUGUUAACAUAAACCCAUUUUAAAUGUUGUACUGUCAACACAUUCUUCAAUGAUAUUUUUUCGUUAAAGCACAUUGUUAAACACUAGUCUUAUAAAAAAGUCAUAAUAAAACAGUACCGUGA
Messenger RNA from Phalacrocorax carbo (great cormorant), 2356 nucleotides. NCBI's taxonomy places the organism in Eukaryota, Metazoa, Chordata, Aves, Suliformes, Phalacrocoracidae. The record is from RefSeq and is a predicted model, not a curated record.